Lepus europaeus (European hare) is the source of this 11769-nucleotide messenger RNA. It is a transcript of the gene PTPRB, whose product is annotated as protein tyrosine phosphatase receptor type B. Gene Ontology annotation, molecular function: protein tyrosine phosphatase activity; cadherin binding. The transcript is spliced from 34 exons. The coding region runs from base 1 to 6627 and encodes 2208 amino acids. Gene Ontology annotation, biological process: angiogenesis; protein dephosphorylation. The record is from RefSeq and is a predicted model, not a curated record. Lineage: Eukaryota; Metazoa; Chordata; Mammalia; Lagomorpha; Leporidae.
AUGGAGGCCGAAUUUUACAUGGCGAUUCUUAGCUGCUUGAUCUUCGGGAACUUGGAGGGGUUUCAGAUUGUCCAUGUGCAGAAACAACAGUGCCUUUUCGUAAAUCAGAAAGUGGCCGUGGGCUCGUGCAAUGGGACCAGCCAGAACCAGCAGUGGCGGUGGACUGAGGAUGGGAAGCUCCUUCACGUCAGAUCUGCGCAGUGCCUGGGCAUCUCCAGUGCCUCUGGUGGCCCCUCUAGAACAGCCACCGUCACCCUCUGCUCCCAGGCGCCCCGCUGGACCUGCUACGAGCAGGAAGGGUACCUUGAGAUGGAAAACGCUUCUUUCUUUCUCAAGAAACAAGGUCCCAGGGUAGUGGUCAAGAAGGGCAAGAAAUAUCUCCAUAGUUGGAUGAAAAUAGAUGUCAACACAGAGGGGAAAUUGGUCAAUGGAAGCCUCUGCUUGAAAAAAGCUGGCCUGGGAGCAGAAGUUUCAGUGAGGAGCCCUAGAAACACAGCUCCUCCUCAGAUCCCUACUACUUUUAAAGCGGUUCCAUAUCACCCAGAACACCGCAUCAGGAACACCACAGAAAACUACAGCCAAAGCAGCAGCCAGAGGCAUCAUCCUAGCCUGCCCCUGCCUGGAGUUACAGACACAUCAUGGAUUCCAUCAACUACUCAGCCAUUCUCCAGCACGACAGAAGAGACUGGACUAGCGGAGCCAGUGCGGUGUAACUUCACGCUGACCGAGUCCAAGGUCUCCAGCCGAUCAGUGUCUCUCCAGUGGAGAACUUUGGGAUCGCCCUGUAACUUUAGCCUCAUCUAUAGCAGUGACGCCUCUGGGGCAGCGUGGUGCCACCCGAUCCGGAUUGACAACAUCACCUAUGGAUGUAACCCCAAGGAUUUACAGGCGGGAACUAUCUAUCACUUCAGGAUCGUGUCUCUGGAUGGAGAAGAGAAAACGGUGGUUUUGCAAACAGAUCCAUUACCUCCUGCGAAGUUUGAAGUCAGCCAAGAGAAGACUACUUCAACCAGCUUGCAAGUCUGGUGGACUCCUUCUUCUGGAAAAGUCACCGGCUAUGAGGUGCAAUUAUUUGAUGAAAAUAAGCAAAAGACACAGGAGACCCAAAUUCAAGAAAGUGCUUCAUGGAAUGAAUACACUUUUUUUAACCUCACUGCUGGUAGCAAAUACAGUAUGGCCAUCACAGCUGUUUCUGGAGACAAGCGUUCCUCUCCAGUUUACACCAAUGGAUCAACAGUGCCAUCUCCGGUGAAAAACAUUCAGGUUUCCGCCAAAACUGACUCACUCCUGAUUUCCUGGUCCCAUGGUUCUGGGAAUGUGGAGCAAUACCGGCUGAUGCUAGUGGAUAAAGGAAUCUUAGUGCAUGACACUGUGGUGGACAAACAGGCUACAUCCCACACUGUUCAUGGGCUGACACCUGGCCAACUCUACAACCUCACUAUUGUGACGGAGGCUGCAGGACUGCAAAACCACAGGUGGAAACUAGUCAGGACGGCCCCCAUGGAAGUCUCGAGCCUGAAGGUGACAAAUGAUGGCAGCUUGACCUCUCUGAAAGUCAAAUGGCAAAGACCUCAUGGAAACCUAGAUUCCUACAACGUUACCCUGUCCCACCAAGGGACCGUGAAGGAAUCCAGAGUAUUAGCACCUCAGGUCACUGAAACCCACUUUAAAGACUUAGCCCCAGGACGACUUUAUCAAGUUACCAUCAGUUGUGUCUCUGGGGAACUGUCUGCUCAGAACACGGCGGUGGGCAGAACAGUUCCAGACAAAGUUGGGAAUCUAGAGGCAAACAACAAUGGUUGGAUGAGGUCCCUCGUAGUGAGUUGGUCGCCCCCUGCUGGAGACUGGGAGAGGUAUCAGCUCCUGCUCUUCAACGACUCUUCCGUGCUGUUCAACACCACGGUGAGAAAGGAGGAAACACACUAUGUUGUGGAUGACGUGGGGCUCAUACCGGGAAGACAGUAUGAGGUAGAAGUCACUGUUGAGAGUGGAAACUUGAAGAAUUCUGAGCGUUGCCAAGGCAGGACAGUCCCCUUGCCUGUCCAGCAGCUCCGAGUCAAACACGCCAAUGAAACGUCCCUGAGCAUCAUGUGGCAGACUCCCCUGGCCGAAUGGGAGAAAUACAUCAUCUCACUCGCCGACAGGGACCUCUUACUCAUCCACAAGUCGCUUUCCAGGGAUGCCAAAGAAUUCACUUUCACCGACCUGGUGCCUGGACGAAAAUAUAUGGCCACAGUCACCAGUAUCAGUGGAGACUUAAAAAAUUCCUCUUCGGUAAAAGGAAGGACAGUGCCUGCCCAAGUGACUGGCUUGCAUGUGAGCAACCAAGGAAUGACCAGUAGUCUGUUUACUAACUGGACCCAGGCGCUGGGAGACAUAGAAUUCUACCAAGUCUUACUGAUCCACGAAAAUGUAGUCAUCAAAAAUGAAAGUGUCUCCAGUGAGACCAGCAGAUACAGCUUCCACUCCCUCAAACCCGGCAGCCUGUAUUCUGUGGUUGUGACCACAGUGAGUGGAGGGAUCUCAUCUCGACAAGUGGUGGUAGAGGGAAGAACAGUCCCUUCCAGUGUGAGUGGAGUGACGGUGAACAACUCUGGCCGCAAUGACUACCUCAGCGUUUCCUGGCUGCCAGCGCCGGGGGACGUGGACAGCUACGUGGUGGCGCUGUCCCAUGACGGCAUGCUGGUUCAGUCCCUUGUCAUUGCCAAGUCUGUCAGCGAAUGUUCCUUCAGCUCCCUCACGCCAGGCCGUCUCUACAACGUGACAAUAACUACAAGGAGUGGCAAGUACGAAAAUCAUUCCUUCAGCCAAGAGCGGACAGUGCCUGACAAGGUCCAAGGAGUCAGCGUGAGCCACUCGGCCCGGAGUGACUAUUUAAAGGUAUCCUGGGUGCACGCUCCGGGUGACUUUGACCACUAUGAAGUUACCAUUAAAAACAAGAACAACUUCGUUCAAACCAAAAGCAUUCCCAAAUCAGAAAAUGAGUGCGUGUUUGUACAGCUAGUCCCUGGACGGUUGUACAGUGUCACCGUUAGUACUAAGAGUGGACAAUAUGAAGCCAGCGAACAAGCAAAUGGGAGAACCAUUCCAGAGCCUGUGAAGGAUCUAACGUUGCGGAAUCGGAGCACCGAGGACCUGCAUGUGACGUGGUCACGAGCUGAGGGGGACGUGGACCAGUACGAGAUCCAGCUCCUCUUCAACGACAUGAAAGUGUUUCCUCCUUUUCACCUUGUCAACACUGCAACCGAAUAUCGAUUCACCUCCCUCACACCAGGGCGCCAGUACAAAAUUCUUGUCUUGACCAUCAGUGGAGAUGUCCAACAGUCAGCCUUCAUCGAGGGCUUAACAGUUCCUAGCGCUGUGAAAAAUAUUCACAUUUCUCCCAAUGGGGCCACAGAUAGCCUGACGGUGAACUGGACUCCUGGUGGGGGAGAUGUUGAUUCCUUCACCGUGUCAGCAUUCAGACAGGAUCAAAAGGUGGAGUCUCAGACAAUCCCCAAGCACAUCUCUGAGCACACAUUCCACAGGCUGGAGGCCGGGGAACAGUACCGCAUCGCCAUCGCCUCGGUCAGCGGGUCCUUGAAGAACCAGAUUGAUGCGGUUGGGCGGACAGUUCCAGCAACUGUACAGAGAAUAACCGCAAGCAAUGCAUACAGCAGUGAUUCCUUAAUAAUAAGUUGGCAAAAAGCUGUUGGUGUGGCAGAGAGAUAUGAUAUCCUGCUUCUGAAUGAAAAUGGAGCUCUUCUGAGCAACAUGUCCGAGCCAGCCAGCGCCAAGCAGCACAAAUUUGAAGAUCUGACACCCGGCAAGAAAUACAAGAUACAGAUCCUAACUGUGAGUGGAGGACUCUUUAGCAAGGAAGCCCAAACUGAAGGCCGAACAGUCCCAGCAGCUGUCACCAACCUGAGGAUCACAGAGAACUCCACUAGGCACCUGUCUUUCAGUUGGACAGCCUCGGAGGGGGAGCUCAAUUGGUACAACAUUUUUCUGUACAACCCAGAUCGAACUCUUCAGGAGAGAGCGCAAGUUGACCCCCAAGUCCAGACCUUCUCUUUCCAGAACUUGCUGCAAGGCCGGAUGUACAAAAUGGUGAUUGUAACUCACAGUGGAGAGCUAUCUAAUGAGUCUUUCAUGUUUGGCAGAACAGUCCCGGCCCCUGUGAGCCAUCUCAAGGGAUCUAAUCAGAACAUGACAGAUAGCCUUUGGUUCAGCUGGAGCCCAGCCCCUGGAGACCUUGACUUUUACGAGCUGAUUCUCUACAAUCCCAAUGGCACAAAGAAGGAAAACUGGAGACACAAGGACCUGACAGAGUGGCGUUUUCAUGGGCUGGUCCCUGGAAGAAAAUACACACUGUGUGUGGUAACCCACAGCGGAGACCUCAGCAAUCAGGUCACAGGGGAGGGCAGGACAGCUCCAGCUCCUCCCAGCCUUUUGUCAUUUGCUGAUGUUUCAAACACAUCCUUGGCCAUCACCUGGAAGGGGCCCCCAGACUGGACAGACUACAAUGACUUUGAACUGCAGUGGCUCCCCAGGGAUGCACUCACAGUCUUCAAUCCCUACAGCAACAAAAAAUCUGAAGGACGCAUUGUGUAUGGUCUCCGCCCAGGGAGAUCCUAUCAGUUCAGUGUCAGGACUGUCAGUGGUGACUCCUGGAAAACCUACAGCAAACCAAUUUUUGGAUCUGUGAGGACAAAACCAGACAAGAUACAAAACCUGCAUUGCCGCCCUCAGAACUCAACGGCCAUUGCCUGUUCUUGGAUCCCUCCCGAUUCUGACUUUGAUGGGUACAGCAUUGAAUGUCGGAAAAUGGACACCCAAGAAAUUGAGUUUUCCAGAAAACUGGAAAAAGAGAAAUCCCUGCUCAACAUUAUGAUGCUGGUGCCACAUAAGAGGUACCUGGUAUCCAUCAAAGUGCAGUCAGCUGGCAUGACCAGUGAGGUGGUGGAAGACAGCACUAUUACAAUGAUAGAUCGCCCUCCUCCUCCACCUCCACAUAUCCGUGUGAAUGAAAAGGAGGUGCUAAUUAGCAAAUCUUCCAUCAACUUUACUGUCAACUGCAGCUGGUUCAGUGACACCAAUGGAGCUGUGAAAUAUUUCACAGUGGUGGUGAGAGAGGCUGAUGGCAGCGAUGAGCUGAAGCCGGAACAGCAGCACCCUCUCCCUUCCUACUUGGAUUACAGGCACAACGCCUCCAUUCGAGUGUAUCAGACGAAUUAUUUUGCCAGCAAAUGUGCUGAAAGUCCUGAUAGCAAUUCCAAGAGUUUUAACAUUAAGCUUGGAGCGGAGAUGGAGAGCCUGGGUGGGAAAUGUGAUCCCAAUCAGCAAAGAUUCUGUGACGGACCACUGAAGCCACACACCGCCUACAGAAUCAGCAUUCGGGCUUUUACACAGCUAUUUGAUGAGGACCUGAAGGAAUUUACAAAGCCACUCUAUUCAGACACAUUUUUCUCUCUGCCUAUCACCACCGAGUCAGAGCCUCUGUUUGGAGUUAUUGAAGGUGUGAGCGCUGGUCUGUUUUUAAUCGGCAUGUUGGUGGCUCUCAUUGCGUUUUUCAUCUGCCGACAGAAAGCAAGCCAUGGUCGAGAAAGGCCCUCCGCGCGGCUGAGCAUCCGCAGGGACAGACCUUUGUCUGUGCACUUGAACCUGGGCCAGAAAGGUAACCGGAAAACAUCCUGCCCGAUAAAAGUCAAUCAGUUUGAAGGGCAUUUCAUGAAGCUGCAGGCUGACUCCAACUACCUUCUAUCCAAGGAAUACGAGGACUUAAAAGAUGUGGGUCGAAACCAGUCCUGUGACAUUGCACUCUUGCCGGAGAAUAGAGGGAAAAACCGGUACAACAAUAUACUGCCCUAUGAUGCCUCGCGAGUGAAGCUGUCCAAUGUGGAUGACGAUCCUUGCUCGGACUACAUCAAUGCCAGCUACAUCCCUGGCAACAACUUCAGAAGAGAAUACGUUGCUACUCAGGGGCCACUUCCUGGCACCAAAGAUGACUUCUGGAAGAUGGCGUGGGAACAGAAUGUUCACAACAUCGUCAUGGUGACCCAGUGUGUCGAGAAGGGUCGGGUCAAGUGUGACCACUACUGGCCAGCGGACCAGGAUUCCCUCUACUACGGGGACCUUAUCCUGCAGAUGAUCUCAGAGUCCGUGCUGCCCGAGUGGACCAUCAGGGAGUUCAAAAUAUGCAGUGAGGAGCAGCUCGAUGCACACAGACUCAUCCGCCACUUUCACUAUACAGUGUGGCCAGACCAUGGAGUCCCAGAGACCACCCAGUCCCUGAUCCAGUUUGUGAGAACCGUCAGGGACUACAUCAACAGAUCCCCGGGGGCCGGGCCCACGGUGGUGCACUGCAGUGCCGGUGUGGGUAGGACUGGAACCUUUAUUGCCUUGGACCGAAUCCUCCAGCAAUUAGACUCCAAAGACUCUGUGGACAUUUAUGGAGCAGUGCACGACCUAAGACUUCACCGGGUCCACAUGGUCCAGACCGAGUGUCAAUAUGUAUACCUACAUCAGUGUGUAAGAGAUGUCCUCAGAGCAAGAAAACUACGGAGCGAACAAGAAAACCCCUUGUUUCCAAUCUACGAGAAUGUGAAUCCAGAGUAUCACAGAGAUGCAGUCUAUUCAAGGCAUUAAGAAUGUACCCGAAGAUCUGGAUAACAAUUAUUCACUAUGUGAUUUCUUAAAAACCUGCUUCAUGCCCUACAGAGGUGCCAGCUAUUUCUGUUGAUACUAUGUAUAAUUUAUUAAUCUGGAGAAUUUUAAAGAAUUUAUGUAAUUUAAAGGUAACAGAUAUUAUUGUACAUAGUUGUAUUUUGUAGUUCCUUCUGUAAAUAUGUAUUUUUUCAUAAUGUUUAAUAUUAAGUUUUAUAUAAUACUAUUUUUCCACACUGAAGUAUUCAUGACUUGUUCUACAUAAGCUAAUUCAACCUGUGUCUGGAGGUGGUUGCAGAGAUAAUCCUUGGAUCCUGUUUUGUAUCUAUCUUGAUAUUCAAUGGACAACAUAAAUGGCGGGACUACUGAGUGCACAUGGUAUGGUGAGCUUUGCUGCAUUGCAUGAGAUCUCAAGAUCCAAAAAUGAUCCAUCUGCUAUUAGAACACGAAAGGGAUGAGAGAGAAAAGUCAGGCAGCACAAAGCUGAGCUGAGUGGCUAUGCCCACAUGUGCUGUUCUUGCUCCUUUCUCUUGCUAAGGACAGAGCAAAAUGGGCAUCUCAAGAGCUAACUCAGCACAAGCCCAGACAUUAGGAUUGAGGGUUCUGAUAGAAAGUGAUCCAAGCAGCUGUGAUGAAUGCCUUUGUGUUAAGAAUGCCGGCUGCACCCCUGAGCAGAAGUCUAACCUGCAGAGUCUCCCUGGUAGUGAUUAAAGAUUGUCUCGCUGGUUUCCAGGUGAGGAGUGAGAGCAUGUGUGUUGGUUUAUGGACACACACUAGUCUGUCUCACUUCCCAGGGUCCACAUUCCUGGCAAAGUCACAGUUCUGCCAAUCAUACUUGGUUUCCUCCUUAGAAGAUUACAGUGGCAGAUUAUGCUCCUGGUUAAAGGACCCAAUGCCAAUAUUUUUAUAGAAGUGUCUCUAAACAUCAUAUAUAGUCAAUUUAAAAACAAAGAGCAAAAGCCAAAACUUGGUGUUCUUGGUUUAAAAUUUCCCAAAAGACUUUUUUAGUCAAUCAGUGAGAUCAAAAUAUCAAGUGGUCAGCUAAUGUAGCACUUACUAUAAAAAGCACUAUGUACUCCUGCAAGUUUAUCUUGAAUAUCUAUGCCUUAUUGUCACUAGAAAAACGCCAGUGAGUUUGAAAGUGGGCAUUACCCACAUCAAGUCCGGUUCUAACACUCUUCCUGGGGAAGAUUCAGAAGUCACCAGUAGGGAAUCCUCAUGACUAUCAGACAAAAGGAACCAGAGUUGUGUGCCCUUUCCCUCACCAAUGUUUUUGGUGAUGAACUUAGACACUGGAGGUCAAGGUUGUUGAUCUCACGGUUUCAUCUGUAGAAAGACUACAUUUCAAAGUAUGUACUUGUGUUACAUAUCAUAGAGUCCUGAAGGUAAUGCUCAUACUAUGAGAAUGUAAUUGGCAUAAGAAUCAAAAUCAUCAGCCAUACUUAAGAUAAUUAGGUGUUUAUAAUUAGAUAACUCUAGACCCAAUCUAGGCAAUUUUCCAGGGUUAUUUCAAGUUAGUAAAAUAAAUCCUAAUGAAUGUGAAGAGUAUUUAAAGGAUUCAAGUUUUCAGUUUCACAGAACUCCAUGCUCUUACAAAAUGACAGGUGUUGGGCUUUGGUUCUUCAUGAGAGAACCUUACAGAAGUUCAGAGGGUCUUCUAGAAAGGAAAGGAACAAAUACAUGUAAAUGUGGCAAAUGAACCCCAAGAAGAAGAUAGAGGUCAGACUUAAUGACGUAUACUGUCUAUUAGGAAUCAUCUUUCCUAUACUAAAAAAGAAAACAAUUUUUAACUAAUGUUGAUCUAUGCAAAGCUCAUAAAUGCCUAGAAAAGAGAAAUUCAGAGACUUUUAGUAAAGUGGCUGCACCUUGCUAGACACUGUUUCAGAUUCUGUAUAUUUCUACUUGUAUAAAGAGAAUGUAUUACAAUAAAGGUAGGAUUGUUUUUACUAUUUUCAACUGAGCUUUACAGAGGACCUCAGCAAAGAAAUGAGCUAACCAAGUCAGUCUAGGAUAGAAGUGGCCUUCCACCGGUCACACACUGCCAAGUGCAGAGGCUGCUGCAGUAACAAACCACUGGAUGUAGAUCAAAGAGCGAUUCUUUGCAGAGAAUUAAAACCAAAAAAACCUACACAUUUGCAACAGUAAAUAUCACUCACAUACUCUGACAACAUCUGGGUGGAAUCAGAAUUAUGGAAAUGAAUGAACAAGAGAAAAUUGUGCAUUCUUUUAGUCUAAUCCAGGAAAUAGUUAUCCCUACUCUACUCCUAAUUUUAAAUCUCCUUAGGAACAAAUAUUUUACUGUUUCCUGUCAUUCCCAGGAAGACUAAAUACAUAAUCUGGUUGAUCUAUUCAUCACAUUUAAGGGGCAAGGGUGGGGGUGGGGAAAGUUUCCUUGACACUCAGCUCAAUAGAAUGUAUUUAUUUAAUUGCAUCAUGUGCUAUGUCUUGAUAAACACUCCAUUUCCUGUCUUGGUGGGCAGCCUGUCUGUGCACCUGUGUGGUACACUUUAAUCAUCAGGCUUCAAAGUGCUUUUGGGCUUCAAAUCUUGGAAGUCUCAUCUUGCAUCUUAAUUAUUUGUCCAAAUUCUUUAUAAUUAGCUCCUUUAAUGUCUUCUCAUUAAAUCAAUUUUGUAUUAUUCUGUUUUUCUUUGGAAUGCAGCCAAGUUUUCAGCUCUUGAAUCAGGUCUCUCAAAGGCUUGUCUCUCUGCCUGAACUCGCACAUAUUUGGCCUAGGUAAUUCCACAUCUCUUAAUACUCCUGAGUCUCACUAUUUCACUACUUGCCCUUCUUCUCCCUGUUGAAUAUGUCUGCCUGGCCACUGGCAUGGGAUUUUUAUCUUCUGUUCAUUUUAUCUCUAUACCCAUUAACGUAAUUUCAUAGGCUCCAUAUUAUAAAGGAGAUGAACAUUUUAUUUUUAAAUACAAAAAUGCUCACAGCACAUAUAUUUUGAGGAAAUUUUAUUUGGGAGGGUCUUUAAUUAAUGUAAUUUUGGAAGAGAGCCAAAAAUGGCAUGAGAAAACAUGAAACCAUUUAGCAGAUGUCCAGCAGUACAAAAAUAGAUAUCACGUGGUUCACUUCACGCUGGUUCUCUUGCCUUGGUGUCUACAGACCCAGAAUCUUACAUUAAGCCUUCUCCAUACCCUUUACAAAAAUUCUUAGCCAUAUACUAAGUUCUCAGGUACUUUGCCUCCUAAGAGUUCUUUGAGGUUGGAAUUGUGAAAUCAUAAAGCUACUAGGUCUGUGUUUCAGCAAAUUACACUCAAACCUAGGGUGCUCUAGAGUUUUAGUUCAACUUGUUGGCUAGACCAAGCCUGACCUAGUGAAAACCAAUAGGUAACACACUGCUUGUCUGUGGAUUCAGUUUAAGGGGUUUUCUGGUUCCAUUUCACUGAGGAAAGAUUGGCCAGGAUCGAAUGGCAGGAAGCAAUGACUAAUUCGCUUCCAAAUGACAGUAGCAAGCCCUAACCCUACCUCAUUCCUGGAUGAGAGCUAAAGUAGAAAAUGCCCUCCUUGCCCAAAUGCCAUUUUGACUUUUCUUAGUAUUUUUAACAUGAGACUUAGAAUCACAUCAAGUAUUCAAAGAAUGUUUCAUAUCAAAGGAAAAUUUGUAAAUUAUGACUGCAGAAAGCAAAUGAAAAAGAAGCAAAGAAGGGGGAAAUAUUUGAAAGAGGGAAUCUAAUUAGCUGUCAGAAAUAUAAAAGGACAUUUCUUCCGGGUGGCCAGAAGGUUCUUUGAAAGCCUUGUCAUGUAUUUAUUUCCUUUAGAACAUAUUGCCUUUUGGUCCAGCUGUGAUGGCCAGAUGAUUUAGCGAUUAAGCAACUGAACUGAUCCAUUUAGUUUUGUGAAUUAACCAGGUACCUAACUAAAUCUAUUGGGUUUGGCAUUCUGGAUGCACCUCCUUUAUAUUCUUGAUGACUUGGAAAAUGUUUGGCCAUUUUAGUUAAAAUGCAGGAUAACAUUUGAUGCAGCCAUGAUAACAGCAAAAAUCUGUUCUGUUCUAAAAAUGUUUCUAGCAAUGGAAAUGUUUUUGGCUAAAAGAAUACUCUUCACUUGUAGGGAGGCUCCUUCAGAAUAAAUGUAUGCAUUUUAUUUUUUAAGAUAGUCUUUAUGGAUACAUUCAUUAAAUAAGGAAAUUGUUGGUGAAUGAUCCUAAAAUAAAGAUUUACAUGAUAGAAAAGAUCUAUUAACAGAGUUACCAAUGAUUAUUUAUAUAGCCUAUAUGCCAAUGCACAUGGUCUUAUAUAAGACAACAAAAUAAGUUAUUCAAAGCUGUGAAUAAUGUCAGACAAGUGCAAUGUGUCCCUUCUGGAAUAAUCACAAGAGUGGUUAGUUAUGGCUGUUUUCUGCCUUAAGUAAUUUCUUUUAAGAAAUACUAUCCUCACCCUCAAAGCAAGAUUUGUUAUGCUUAAGAUGUUGUGUUUUAAUAACUGUGCCUAAGUAAGUACCCCAUCAAGAGAAGAACAUGCAAUGUUGGCAUUAGGAGUUUGUGGCAGAGUUGGACAGUGUAGCAUCUGUUAUUGGUGGGAGGGUCUGCAUCAGUCUUCAUGGAGUUUCCUGGGCCACGUGGACAAGAGAUUGCACCAAGAUCUUGAAGAGAACUCGCAUGUCUGGUCAUCCAUGCAAGACUCCUUGUAAAUUCUUCAAGGACACGGACCAGGUCUUUAAUCUCUUCACUACUCCUACCUUGUAGAGAUGAGUUCAUAGCUAGCAGACAGUCUACAUAUACUUUGAGUGGAAAUUGCUCCUGGCCUGAUACUUUGGAUAUCAGAUAGUCAGUAUCCAAUACUACUAUUGUCCAUGGCUGUGCCUUGUGUGGGGCAUAAAUAAUGUAAAUAACUCCAGCAAUCCAAUUUAUUAUGUUCUAUAAUAGAGCACUUUUAUAUUUUUAAUGUCAUUUAUUCUCUAUCUGAAAAUCUGACAGUGGAUGAUUCUAGUUUUAUUUUCACUAUAGCAUCUACCCAUAUUGUGUUUCUAACAACUCUAUUUGAAACAAACUCCGUUAGUCUUUCUAUUUAAAUUAUGUAUUUGCUAAAUAUAUUUUCAUAUUUGUAAUGGUGCCAAAAAACCUAUAUUAUUUUGCACACAUUCUCACCAGUAUAAGGAAUAAAACUCUGGUUUGUUGAA